UGACGAGUCUAGUCUGGAGCAGAAGGGGAGACUUCAGUGACCGCUCGGUCUGGCGAGGAGCUGUUUUGGAAACUACAACUCUCUGUCAACUGUUUUACAUCAUCCAGAGGCUGUUUUCUCCUCAGACACCCAGAACAGUCCAUCUCCUAAAGUCCUGAUCCAGAAUCUUGGUCCAGUCCGAGGACUUCAGCUGAAAGACAGCUCCAUCAGGUUUGGCGUCGGACCCCACAGAACUUGAGGUCCAGCUGGUUUUUCUUCUUCUCGGUGGAAGACAGCCCCAUUUUUCAAGCUGGAAGAGGGAGAGACGAGCAGGGCCGACGGCCCAGCCUUCGUGCUGCGACACAGAACCUCAAACCUCACAGAGGACGCUAAAGAAUCCACGCUCACGGGUCCCAUGAGUCCACGGGAGAAGGCGGACACACCCACCUCAGGCUCUUCAACCAAUCACCUCAGCACCACAGAGUGCCCCUCACACAACGGGAAUGUUCCAGAGUGUGAUGACAAGAGAAGAAAAAAUGAAGACGAUGACAGAGGAAGCGAGGAGGAGGAGGAGGAGCAGGAGGAGGAGGAGGAAAGCAGCGAUGAAGGUUUCAUGGGGAUGACUCCUCUGCUGCAAGCCCACCACGCCAUGGAGAGGGUGGAGGAGUUCGUCCACAAGGUGUGGGAGGGCCGGUGGCGCGUCAUCCCACACGACGUGCUCCCCGACUGGCUGAAGGACAACGACUUCCUGCUUCACGGCCACAGGCCACCGAUGCCUUCGUUCCGCGCCUGCUUCAGGAGCAUCUUCAGGAUCCACACAGAGACCGGCAACAUCUGGACACACCUGCUAGGCUGUUUGUUCUUCCUCUGUCUGGGUCUCAUGUACAUGUUCCGGCCCAACAUGUCGUUCGUGGCGCCGGUCCAGGAGAAGGUGGUCAUCGGGAUGUUCUUCCUCGGAGCCAUCCUCUGCCUCUCCUUCUCCUGGCUCUUCCACACGGUCUACUGUCACUCGGAGGGCGUGUCCAGGAUCUUCUCCAAAUUGGACUACAGCGGGAUCGCCUUCCUGAUCAUGGGCUCCUUCGUCCCCUGGCUCUACUACUCCUUCUACUGCUCCCCUCAGCCCUGCUUCAUCUACCUGAUCACCAUCAGCGUACUGGGACUGGCGGCCAUCUUUGUUUCUCAGUGCGAUUUCUUCGCUACGCCGCAGUACAGAGGAGUCAGAGCCGGUGUGUUUGUGGGUUUGGGUCUGAGCGGCGUGGUUCCCACCCUGCACUUUGUCAUCAGCGAGGGUCUGAUCAAAGCCACCACCAUCGGUCAGAUGGGCUGGCUGUUUCUCAUGGCCACGCUCUACAUCACCGGCGCCUGCCUGUACGCCGCUCGCAUCCCCGAGAGGUUCUUCCCCGGCAAGUGCGACAUCUGGUUCCACUCCCACCAGCUGUUCCACAUCUUGGUGGUCGCCGGCGCCUUUGUCCAUUUUCACGGCGUCUCCAACUUGCAGGAGUUUCGGUACACAGCGGGAGGGGGCUGCACUGACGACG
This is a messenger RNA of Austrofundulus limnaeus, 1517 nucleotides long. It is a transcript of the gene adipor2, whose product is annotated as adiponectin receptor 2. Gene Ontology annotation, cellular component: plasma membrane. The record is from RefSeq and is a predicted model, not a curated record. NCBI's taxonomy places the organism in Eukaryota, Metazoa, Chordata, Actinopteri, Cyprinodontiformes, Rivulidae. Gene Ontology annotation, molecular function: signaling receptor activity. Gene Ontology annotation, biological process: adiponectin-activated signaling pathway.